CAUUGAUAGGUGGCACUGACUGGCACUGAUGGGUGACAUUGAAAGGCAGCUCAUAUGGGCACUGAUAUGUGGCAUUGAUGUGCACUGGUAUGCACUGAUAUGUGGCAUUGAUGUGGCACUGAUGGUCACUGGCACGUGGCACUGAUGGGCACUGGCAUGUGGCAAUGAUGUGCACUGACAGGUGGCACAUCUGGGGCCACACUGAUCAUCAGGGCACACUGAUCAUUAGUGCCCUGAUGAUCACUGUCAGCGUGACAGCUCGAGAGGAGAGAAAUGCCGAUAACCGUCAUUUCCAUGUUUACAUGUGAUCAGCUGUGAUUGG
Molecule: messenger RNA, 322 nt
Organism: Staurois parvus
Lineage: Eukaryota; Metazoa; Chordata; Amphibia; Anura; Ranidae
Source: the annotation of a GenBank genome assembly